Molecule: messenger RNA, 4011 nt
Organism: Ramularia collo-cygni
Lineage: Eukaryota; Fungi; Ascomycota; Dothideomycetes; Mycosphaerellales; Mycosphaerellaceae
Exons: 3
Coding region: 1-4011 (1336 amino acids)
Cellular component (GO): HDA1 complex
Source: RefSeq, a predicted model, not a curated record
AUGGCAAAGCGCAAGCGAGAAUCCUCCGCCGCGUCUCCAACACCUCAGAAAGCAAAGAAGCGCGCAGCAUCCAAAGUCCAACAUCCUCACGGCAAAAUCGACGCCGAGAAGGAAUACAAGGUCCGAGAAAUCAUUGGCGAAAACAAACGCCAGUAUCACAUUGCCUGGGAAGACGAUUCCGACACCGGCGAAGCGUAUCCUCCAACUUGGGAACCAAAGGAAAACGCCAACGAUCUCGCCAUCGCCGACUGGGAGGAGAAGAAGGCGACCAAAAACAAACGUGCGCGAGGCAGACCCCGCGCGAACAGCACUGCGGCUCCAAAGCAGCUACAACAUCAAUCGCCUGCAUCAACAAGCACGCCUGUUUCUCGACCGAAAGGACGGCCACGCAAGCAACGUAACAACGUCAUAGUCGAGAGUUCAUCCGAUCUGCCAUCUACUGAACCUGAGCCUGUCGACGGCAACGGGGUCGGCGACAUCGAUCUUCCUGAGAUUGGUGAAAGCCAGCAGAGUCUACGUUCUGAAAAUACACUUACUGUGCAAGRAAUUCCAACUGCCGAGGCAUUUAGAGGUGAAUCAACGCGGCAACUUUCUAGAGAGCCCACGGUUCAGGUGCCGGAUCCUCCAUCAAGCUACGAUCGUGGAUCCUAUCACAAGAUACAAUCUCGAUCCAGCAGUAACAAGACGAGUCUCGGAUUCGCCGAGUCAUCUGCGCCUCUACCGACCAUUAGUGAGGCUGGAGCACCUUCUUCACAGCAAGAUUCUGAAGAGAUCACCACUCGAGUCGUGCCGGAUUCCCAGAGCCAGUACCUCGAGGAAUCCACAUUCAGAGGCUUCUCUCCAACACAGCUACAGCUAGUAGAGCUCGAGUCAAACGUCAGUGAGCGCAUCGAACAGCGAGCAGAUAGCGGUCCUACCUUGACUGAGAACGCUUCUCAGACCGCGCGAUCUACGCAGCAAGCGAAAGACAGCCCUGAGGCUCAAACGUCGGGCGGUGCAGAACGCGCCGACAGCCCUGGAGAGGAUCGUACUGAGGCCGUGUCGCCCAUUGAUACCUCUGUUCGUGCUCAGCUUUCCACGGAGGAAUCUAGCGCAGCCAGUCUUUCGGUUUCGCAGCCAACUCAGCCUCACUCUCGACAACCUACUACCAAUUUCCCACACAGUACUCACGACAGAACUGCUGCUUCUGCCAUUCCACUAAGCGUCAAGGGAUCGCCUGCAAGACCAAAGUCGGCUUCACCUGGAAAUCUGACCCAGGAGCACCACCAACAGGCUUUUGCCGGACAAGAAAAGCAACUUGAAGAGUCUUACGUCGACUCCCAGGCAGAUCUGCCUGGCCGGUCAGAUCRGCAACAGCAAAACUCAACUCAUAUUGACGACUACAUCGUCAUCAGCGCUGAAGAAGAUCAGCCCUCAACUCUCGACUUGUUGACGCAGCCUGACUACAGUCCGCCUCCAUCAUCUCUGUWUAGUGAGAAUUUCCCGCAAACCAAGGGUGCAGACGGGAUUGACACGUCGGUCCAGCGUACAGACGUGACACUCGGAUCCACGCAAUCAUCGUUUCCGUUCGAAACUCAGCAACCAUAUCCCACGAAGAUCGAGAGCGAAUCACGGCAGAGUGCCCUUCUCACUCAGCGCAUUGUGUCUCCGCAUUCCUCAAGCCAGAUACCCUCCGUACCCUCUCAGUCCAUUGUUGCCAUUGGAGAAAGCGCGCCAGCACGACUUGCAACGCCAUCGCCUCUCUCGACCGCAACCAUGGAGCCGAAUUCGUCUUCUGGCAACCCGCUUCUUGAGAAGCUCAACGCGGUUCUUGAUUCCGGGAGAGCACGACGAAAAGCGCGACGGUCGCACACGCCUGCGGCAAGUGUGUUGAAUUCGGGCCAGACUGCUUCUGCUAUUCCGCCAAUGAUUAGCGCUGAAAUGGUGAUAGCAUCACAGGCUCGUCAAGCAGAUGGUGCCAGAUCGCCUUCUACUGUACCCGCAUCGGAGCCGGAACGCAUCAUCACUAAGGAGGAAAUGAGGACUUCCGGGCGGCUCCCUACCCUCGUGCCACUUGCURACGGCGCGGCAUCUGAACUGCAGCACAACGCGUUGACUGUGUCUGAAAGCUCAAAGUCAGCGCACGACGACCCCGAGCAGGUGGGCGUACGCGUUGUUCCAGUCGCGUUUGGCAACAUUCAGCGGGAUAGUUACAAGAAUGGCACGCAGUGGUAUCAAGGAGAAAUUCAACGCUUUGUCGACGGAGACGAUAGCCCCGAGCUUUAUGUCAAAGCAGAGGAGGCGUUAGGCGAGCUUCGACUCAUCACGAUGCACCCAGAUCUGAUCAACAGUGAGGCGUGCUUUUCACCAGCGUCGACACCCGAGCAAGCCCAGUGGGACCUAGACGCCAGUUGCAAGUUCCGCUUCUUGCGCGACAUUUUGGACCAGCUCCGCUCCCAGAACCGUGACCUACAUGUGGUCGUGACCGCCAAGGGCCACAUCGUUGCAGAGAUGCUGGUCAAUUUCUUACGGGCGAAGGGUAUCCAGUGUGCGAGGCUUACUGUGGCAGCUCAAGACACAGACGCUUCGGGGCUCCGUGUCUCCAUCUUGGACUUGGAUGUAGAGGUUUCGGCUGACGAGCGUGCUGAUGUUGUGGUGGCAAUGGAUGGCAUUUGCAGUGCUCAAAAUCCUUCAAUACAGGCUGCGCGUCGUUCAGGAAGAGACGACGAUUGGGCACCCCUACUCAUUCUCGUCGCACCCUGCACUGUCGAGCACAUCGAACGAUCUCUUUUGCCGAAUAUAUCGAACACGACCCGCGUCCGCACUCUACUGAAAACCGCUCUGAAUCUUCAGUUGCAAGAAGCGGCCGGGAGACUCACUCCUGGACAAGCGCCAUCUCAAGAAGCUGCUGCUGCAAUAGCUAGCUUUCUUGCGAGCCCAGCGGACUGGCCUAUCGAGGAACUCGGGAUAAUCGAUAAUCUCGAUAGUCAGACAGAGACGGACAUCGAUCCGACGCCGAAUGGAGGUUCUUCCAGUGGCGGCAAGCGGUCUUUUGAUGGCGAUAUCGACAUCUUGACUUGCAAUCCGGUCAAGAAACCCCGGGUUUCAUCAGUCGGGUUUGAAGGCGUACAAUUUCAAGAAGGAACAUUGCAGAUGCCAGCUACGAUCAACCCUCAAGAUAUCGAGCUCACACACAUCAGCGACUCGAUUGGAAAGGCGACGCAGUCUGCUCUGKACGAGACUGUCUCCUUGAGUGAAGUCGAGCAGCUACGCAGGAUCCUCAGUAACAAGCAAUAUGAACUACAGGAGCACGUCAAGGAAAUGUCUGAUCUUCAAUAUCGGCACGAAGCGCAGCACGUGGAGUUGGCCAAAACCAAGAACGAGCGUGAUGAGGCUAUCAUCACGGCGCAAAAUGCGGUGACGAGAAUGUCGCUUGCCGCGGACCAAAGUGCAGAGCUUCGCUUGGAACGCACAGAGCUGAAGAGACUGCUUGCUGAAGCAAAUAGCAAGCUGCUCGAUCAUGCCGUCCCAGAGCGACGCGAAUUCGAGACUUUGCGCCUCGCUCUGGAGCACGAAAAGGCGGCAAAGGAGAAGGCUGAGAAACGAUUCGAGCAGGCUCAGAAGGACGGCGAGUAUUCUCGAGAGAUGUAUCAAAAUACAUCCUCUCGGGCCAGAGACCUUGUGCAGCAAAACGCCGACCUCGAGUCACGACUCAGCUCUGCGGAGAAGCACGCAUCAGGAGAGCAAGCGAAAGUGCAGCAAGCGACGAAUACUGAGCAUCACAAGAUCCUCGCCAAGGAGAACARGAAGCUGAAAGCGCUGCUGAAGGAUCGUGAAGCUGGCAUGAAGUCCAAGGAUGAGGAGAUUACAAGAUUGAAGGAGGCUGGGAGAGGGCGUAUUGGCACGCGAGGCUCCUCUGUGCCGCGCAGUCCACGCAUGGCGAGCCCGGCGCUGAAGGGUCGGAAUAGUAGACAGACCAGUCCGACCACGGGAGAGGUGAAGGGAAGGCUUCAUCCUCUGAGGAAUGGUUAG